GUGCCGCUGUGUUUACAAACAAUGGACCAGGAGUGCUAGCCUAGACUAAUCUAGAAUUCUAGAUAGGAUUCCAGGAGUUCUAGUCUAGAUCUAUCUAGCUCUAUAAAAUGCGCGCAGUUAGGAAUAGUAUCUUGCAUUAUAUUUUCGUCAUAAUUAUCUUAUUUGAUAUAAAUCUAGUUUUAACAGAAGAAACUAAAAAUAUAAAAAAUGUAGCUGCUCAGCAGCGGAGGUGCUCUUAUAAAGUCAGGAAAUUGUGGCAGACAGACAUCAGCUCAUUUCCAUUUGCUGCUUCACCUCUUGUGACUGACAUUGAUGGAGAUGGAGGAUUGGAUAUCGUAGCCGCACCAUUUGGAGAAACAUUGGCCGUCAUAGAAGGAGAGACUGGGAAAUAUCUUCACGACACAAGCUGGCCCCAACACAAUCUAGAUAAGUCUGUACAUUCUUCUGCUUUGCAGUUUGAUAUUGAUGGUGAUGGAAUUCUUGAUUUGUUGUUUGUCACCUCACAAGGGGAAGGUUUGUUUUACACUUCUCUCGGGCAUGCCCUACCCAAGUACACUUUUCAGCUACCAGCACCUUAUGUACAUUCUUCAUGGUUCAGAGAUAGUCACUUUGUUCAUUAUCAAAACUUACACAACUAUGUUUCCUUCACAGAGAAACCUGGCUACAUUCCUGUGGACCCCCAUGUCUUAAGUACGCCAGUACUGUACAACAUGAGCCACUUGAUAUUUCCUGUAUCCUGUUUUUAUAGCGAUGAUGACUAUAACACUACCGAUGGUCGUGGACCUUGGGGGGAGAGAAAAUUCAAAAAUAAAUUUUAUUUGGCAGCUGUUGCUGUUUUAGACCUCAACGCUUUCAUGAUGUUUGUAGGUCAUGGCAGAAACAAAGAUGGCCAACAGGAAGUCUCUUUCAUAAAGAUGUUCUUCCUUGAACUCUCGGAAAGUCCAGUUUUUAAUCUGUUCACUCCAACUGUCAUUGAUAUUGAUGGGAACUUUGGCCCACCUGAAAUUAUAACUGGCCUUUCUUCUGGGCAGCUUUAUGUCCUUUCGUUGGAAGGUUCCCAUAGAGCUGGGUUUCCAAUGACAUUUGCGAACAUUUCUGGCAGAGUUAGUGCUGCUGACCUCAAUGAUGAUGGUGAUUUAGAACUUGUGGUCUUGGAUACAAAGGGGACAGCACACUGCUUGAGUUCCAAAACUGCCCAGCUGAUGUGGUCAACAGAGAUAGGAGGAACAUCCUUUGCAGGAAGUGUCGUGACAAACAUUGACUACGAUAAUUAUUUAGAUGUAGUGGUGGCUACUGACCAAGGGAAAGUGUUUGCACUAAGUGGAGUCAACGGUACCAUCCUACCCCAUUAUCCAUUCAAAGCAGGGAGAAGAAUUGUGGGUCACGUACUUGUGACCAAGUUUAAUGUUAUAAAAAAUGCUAAUGACCUGGUGUUUUUGUCAGAUGACGGGAUACUUCAUAUUUUGGCUGCCGAUCACAGCUGCCUCAGCCAGAUGGCACUGGCUGAUUCAUCGUUUGUAGACAUCCUGACUUACAAUGUGGUAGGAAUGAAUCGUGGGAUGGAGUUGAUUGUCUCCACCUCAGAUGGCAGCCUGAUCUGCUUAGGGUCAGGGAUGGAGAGCUCUCUUGAAGAGAGAGUUGACUUGGAGUAUAGCAUACUAAGCAAGAGAUUAGCCUACCCUUCAGACACAGCAACACACAACAAUUUCUAUUUCAGUCUUUUGAAGCCAGUAAUUCUUAUUGAUGAAGCAACAAAACUACUCAAAGAAGUCACUGGCAGCUUUUUAGAGUUUACUGUCAAUAUUUUUAACUCUUUACCAAGUCAAAAAUUUCAUUUAAAGGUUUAUCUGGGAAGCCAUCUGGUUCACACAGUGGACCAAGUGUCCGGUGACAAUAGUCCAUUAAGUAUCAACAUACGAACCCCUGAGCAACCUGGCCAGGCACACAUUGUAGUGGCUGUUUAUGACCAGUUUGGAUUUGUGUACACUGACUCGAUAUUUCUAAAGUUCAACCAGUUAAUACUUCUAGAUCUCCAGUGGCUUGUUUUAGCCCCAUUUAUUGCUAUGAUCAUUAUUUUACUGGUCAAUCACGGAUUUCCUGCCAAGGAUCUUUUACCUGUAACUUUCCCUUCAAAAUCAAAAUAAUGUUUUAUUGUCAUUUUAGACAUCUUAGAAAAUACUUUUAGCAAAAUCUAUUUUUAAAUAUUAAAAAAUGUAUGUAUCAUUGUAUGAAGAUAAUAUGAGAAGUGUAUGUUAGUAGUAUAAGUGGUUUAUGCUGUAUGUAAGGUCACUUUUCAUUGUUUCAUACUUUCCAUAUAAUUGAAGAGUUGCCAUUCCUUGUCAUUUUGAGAAUGUGAAGUUUAUUUGUAAUUGAUGUAUUCGAUAUUUGAUUGGUGUACUGACAAUGAAUGAAAGUUUAUAUUUUUUUAUGUGAUAAUUUAUUAAAUAUGCUAAUGCAUGAAAAUUGAUUAUGUUUUAUAUGUCUGCAUUUUAGUAUGUCCUUUAUUAUAUGGUUUUGUUUCUUUUGUGUGUGUGAAAUUCUGUUUUUAAUUAAACUUUAAACCUUGUCA
This is a messenger RNA of Biomphalaria glabrata, 2569 nucleotides long. RefSeq lists its product as uncharacterized. Gene Ontology annotation, molecular function: protein binding. Bases 108 to 2144 code for a protein of 678 amino acids. The record is from RefSeq and is a predicted model, not a curated record. The transcript has 13 exons. NCBI's taxonomy places the organism in Eukaryota, Metazoa, Mollusca, Gastropoda, Planorbidae.